Messenger RNA from Ostrinia furnacalis (Asian corn borer), 2584 nucleotides. RefSeq names its product zinc finger protein 354A-like. Lineage: Eukaryota; Metazoa; Arthropoda; Insecta; Lepidoptera; Crambidae. The transcript has 14 exons. Gene Ontology annotation, biological process: regulation of transcription by RNA polymerase II. Gene Ontology annotation, cellular component: nucleus. The record is from RefSeq and is a predicted model, not a curated record. Gene Ontology annotation, molecular function: sequence-specific DNA binding; DNA-binding transcription factor activity, RNA polymerase II-specific; zinc ion binding. The annotation marks the transcript as partial.
UCAUUAGAUUUUGCAUUUUGGUUCACGAAAUAAUUUUGGAAGAAAUUAGAACUAUGUUUGGUCUGAUAAUGGCAGCGAUAGUCUUCGUUACAUAUAUUUAUCUGAAAUCAUAUAUUGAUAAUUAUCAAGAGUAGCAACUGUGAUACCUCGACAAGCGUUGUAAAACUAUACUUGCAUUGUGCCUGUACAUCUGUGUAAUGUUUAUAUGGAAUAAUUCUGGUAUUUACUGUGUUUUAAAAUGCGGUGUUGUGCGCCCGGUUGUAAGAAUGACUCCAGAGUCAUUUCUAAGUCGAAAGGGAUCACAUUUCAUGUAUUCCCGAGUGUGCCGUCCCUCAAAACGAAAUGGGUUGAGGCCAUUGGGAAAGACUCGUGGAAGCCACAGAAGAGGAGUUCGUUGUGUUCGGAACACUUCCUCCCCGAAGACUUGUACGAGACUAAGAACGGCAUGAGGAAGGUGCGGUUUGGAGCACUGCCUAUAGUUAUACAGGACCCUGAUAGCGAGGACGAUGAUCCAGAUGCCUUACAGGUAUGCAGAAUAUGCUUAGCAGUGGAUUGCAAGAUGUUUUCUAUAAGAAAAUUCAAGUUGGAACAAUCGUUUGAAAACUUGACUGGAUCUGAGGUCAACAGAGAAGACAAGCUCCCUCAAAAACUGUGCUACAUUUGCUUUCGACGGCUUGUCAACUGUGCGCGACUCAGAGCACAGAGUCUGAAGGCUGAGUGUCUUAUGAUGGAGAUUAUGAGGAAACAGGACCUCACAUACGAAAACAUAAAAGCGAUUAACCGCGAAAAAAACUUGCUCACACCGAAUCUAGCUCCAAAACACUUUGAAUCCAACCACUACGAUUUAUUCCUUGAAGACGAUAGAACUAAAGAAAUCAAUUUCGACAGUACAUUCAGCAACGAAGUGUUUUUGGAAGAGUUUGACGCAAGAAUGGAGGCAGAUAUGAACGAUUCCGUCGAUGGAUAUUCUUCAGAUGAUUCUCUACCUCUAGAAGUUAGUAAGAGAAAGAAAGAGAUGGAAGAAUCUGAAAAGAUGAAGGCAGGUGAUGUUGAUAAACGUAAAGGUGAUGAGCUGAAAUGCUUGGUUUGCGCGCAGAGUUUUAAAGAAGAGUUUGACUAUUACAGCCAUGUAGCGAACCAUACUGAACACCCAGUGGUCGUCACCGAAAACCAAAUAACCAUAGAGUUCGACAGAAAGUACUACGAGCCAAACGUCGAAGAAAACGACACAAAAGAUGACGAAUUAGAAGAACUAUCACUCGUCAUAGACACAGAACGUAAAGGCGAUGACGAGCUAAAACUAGAACAGAUAUUAGACGACUAUGUAGCGUCAGAAAAAGACUAUUCUAGUGACGAUAGCACGCUCCAAGAAGUAAAGAAGAAGAAAGAACAAAAAAAACUCAAGAAAAAACCGCAAAAAAAUAAAGAACCUAAAAUUGAUAGGCGAAGAAAACCGUUUUUGAGUGACGAUUUGAACGAAACGCUGUUUACAAUAAUAGAUUUGACUUAUGAAGAGCAAGUGGCUGAAAUUGAGAAAAGGCAAGAGAGUUCGAACUUCAAGAACGCUGUGUUUAAGUGUAUGGAGUGUUACAAGGGUUUUUUAGACGAAGAUGCGUACAAUUCUCAUAUGCUGAGGCAUACGGAUGAAUGCGGCGUACACCGGUGCGAUGUAUGUAAGACCCAUUUCAGACAUCCACACGCUCUCAGAAAGCACAUAACAGCCCACCACACACAGAGAUUCAGCUGCAAGCAGUGUCCUUACGUGACGGCGCACAGACAAUCCGCUCGGUUGCACGAGCGCUGGCACAAAGGAACUAAAUACGCCUGCCCGCACUGCCCGGACGAAUUCCUUAAGUUCACAACCUACAUGGGUCACAUUCGCAUCAAGCAUCCAUCUGACUUCGUCUGCCAACUAUGCGGGUAUUCAUUCGUCAGCGAAAAAGGGAUAGCACUGCACAAGAAACUGAAGCACCGGCAGGAGAAUGCGCAGAUACCAGAAGAUGGUCCGACCUGCGAUCUCUGCAAUAUUCGCUUCGUGGACACAGACGCGUACAAACGGCACAUCAGCGUGUCAGCGAGGCACAACCCUGUCGAUAAGGGGUCAAGAGAACCAAACAAGCCACCCAACGGGAGAAAAUCGAGAGAGACCAAAGAGAGAGAGAGGAGAGCCAAGGAUAGGAGAGAGAAGGACGAAGAUAAGCUCUAUCCCAGUCAGAUGCGGAAAGCGGAGGGGCCUAUACCAUGCGAGCAGUGCGGCGUCCAGCUUGAAGACUCGCGCGCUUACCACGGUCACUUCAGACGGAUGCACCCCGACAAGAAUCGAACCAAGUACCCGUCUAUGAAGUCGCCCUGCAUGUGCGAACUCUGCGGGAGAAUGUUCCAGAGUUACGCUCUCCUAAAAGACCACCGCUGGACGCACACCGGCGAACGUCCGUUCAAAUGCGACUCCUGCGACAAGUCGUUCCGGAUGAAACAGCGACUAGUCGCGCACAGGCGCGUGCACAGCGCCCACAAGCCGUCUUACGUGUGCGGCGCUUGCGGGAAGCAGUUUAGCACGCAUAGCAACCGGCAGCGGCAUAUGUUU